Emiliania huxleyi CCMP1516 is the source of this 1277-nucleotide messenger RNA. RefSeq lists its product as hypothetical. NCBI's taxonomy places the organism in Eukaryota, Haptophyta, Isochrysidales, Noelaerhabdaceae. The record is from RefSeq and is a predicted model, not a curated record. The coding region runs from base 31 to 1185 and encodes 384 amino acids. The transcript has 2 exons.
CCCGACGCAGCCCGACUUAUAUCCAAACGUAUGCCGCGCAUCGCUCGCCUCGUCGCCGUCGCCGGCCUCGCCCUGGUUGGCUCUGCGCCCGUCCCGGAGGAGCAGCCCAUCGCCGCUGCCGCUGCCGUCCAAGCUGCCGCCACAGCCGCUCCUGACGAGAAGAUCUUCCCCAUCGCCGCCGCCGGCAUCGCCAUCGCCUCGCAGCUUCCCGAAGAGCAGCAGCAGGCCAUCCUCGACUUUAUCGACCCGGCUAAGGUCAACCCGGAGACCGUGUCGGACCUGAUCUCGCUCGUCACUCCAACGGAAGCGGAGAGCGACAUCCGCGACGCUGUCAACGACCUCCACGGCCUGCUCGUUCUCAUGCACAGCCAUGGCUUCGUCGCCCCGGGCGAGGGAGCGUGGGCGGCCGGCCUCGCCGACACGCUCACCCAGUCUGUGAAAUGGUUCGAGGAUCACGUCGAGACGCACGUCGAGAGCGAGCUCAUCAAACCCGCAGAGGCUGCCCUCGCUGACGCCGGGCUCGAGGUCGAGCUCACAGGCAUUGUGCCGGCCGUCAAGGACCAGUUCAAAAUGCUCACCGAGCUGCUCCUAACCGCCUCGACGCUCCUGAAGGGCGAGCUUCCGACGCACGAGCAGGUCAGCGCGCUCAUCAUCUCGUCAGGCUUCGUGCCUGACGAGGCGACCAAGGACAUCAAGGAGGCGGUGGAGGACCUGCACGAGCUGCUGACCGAGCUGGUGUCCAGCGGCUUCGUGCCUCCGGGUGACGGGGCCUGGGCGGCGGGCCUGUCCGACGCCAUCACCAAGGGGCUGGACUGGGUUCGACACCCACGUCAAGGACGAGCUCACCGAGCAGCUCAUCGACCCCGCCUCGGCGGAGCUCGAGCUCGACCUUUCCGGCCUCGUCCCCGCGAUCGAGUCGCAGUUCGCCACGAUUGCAGAGAUGCUCUCUGCCUUUGCGAGCAUGGCCGCGCCGGCAGCGGACCCGCAGGCGUGAGGAGCGCGAAUGCGCGCCGCCUCUCUUGGCACGACGAACGUAUUUGCCUUCAAGCUUGCCACCGAGCUGACGAGCGAGUAGGCUGGGGACGUGGCCUGAGUGGCGUAGUGCCGUACGCUCACUCGGGAUGUGUGGCAGCCCAGCUGGUGCCAGUUGUGGUCGUGGUGGCCAGCGAACUUGAAAAGCUAUGAGUGCAUGACUCGAGCGUGUGGCCGGUCCAGUCGGUGUUUAAAGUGGCCCUUUGCAUGUGUACAGUACUCCUUAGUUGUCGGUCUAAAGACAC